Megalops cyprinoides (Indo-Pacific tarpon) is the source of this 4679-nucleotide messenger RNA. RefSeq names its product rho GTPase-activating protein 44-like. The record is from RefSeq and is a predicted model, not a curated record. NCBI's taxonomy places the organism in Eukaryota, Metazoa, Chordata, Actinopteri, Elopiformes, Megalopidae. Gene Ontology annotation, biological process: positive regulation of GTPase activity; modification of dendritic spine; regulation of actin cytoskeleton organization. Gene Ontology annotation, cellular component: dendritic spine; presynaptic active zone; intracellular anatomical structure. The transcript is spliced from 22 exons. The coding region runs from base 223 to 3138 and encodes 971 amino acids. Gene Ontology annotation, molecular function: GTPase activator activity; protein binding.
AUAGAGGUCCUGCAUCUCUCUGCAGGGGAGUGGGAGAAUGGGACAGGAAAAUGCUCUGAAAUGAUGUUUUUCUUUGUAUAAGCGAGGUGUUUCCGACUGCAAUGAAGGAGAUGGAUUGCGACAGCCCGGAUUUACUCGCUAACCGCUGCGGAGUGCUGGGCGUUCGUCACUGAGAAAUGCGGAGUCUUUUUCGCUGUCGGCGUUAACGCAGAAAAAUACAAGAUGAAGAAGCAAUUCAAUCGGAUGCGACAGCUCGCCAACCAGACCGUUGGCAGGGCAGAGAAAACAGAAGUACUGAGUGAGGACCUUCUGCAGGUGGAGAAGCGCCUGGAGCUGGUCAAGCAGGUCUCCCACAGCACUCACAAGAGGCUGACUGCCUGCCUGCAGGGCCAGCAGGGGGCAGAAGUGGACAAGAGAUCUGUCAAAUCACCCUCGAAAAAGCUGCCCCUGACCACACUGGCUCAGUGUCUGCUGGAGGGGGCCACCGUGCUGGGGGACGAUUCUCUGCUGGGGAAGAUGCUGAAGCUGUGUGGAGACACGGAGGACAGACUGGCUCAGGAGCUCAUCCUCUUCGAGUUCAUGAUCGACCGAGACGUGGUCGAACCGCUCUACGUGCUGGCCGAGGUGGAGAUCCCCAACAUCCAGAAACAGAGGAGACAUUUAGCAAAGCUUGUCCUGGACAUGGAUUCAGCUCGGACUCGGUGGCAGCAGUCAUCCAAGUCCUCGAGCCAUCCCAGUAACCCUCAGCAGGGCGGGGCCAAGGCCGACCACCUCAGGGAGGAGAUGGAGGAGGCAGCCAAUCGGAUGGAGAUCUGCAGGGAUCAAUUAUCAGCGGAUAUGUAUAAUUUUGUGGCCAAAGAAAUAGACUAUGCAAACUACUUUCAGACGCUAAUAGAGGUACAGGCAGAGUAUCACAGAAAGUCUCUGGAGAUACUGCAGAGUGUCCUGCCCCAGAUCAAAGCUCACCAGGAGGCCUGGGUGGAGAAGCCUUCGUUUGGGAAGCCGCUGGAGGAGCACCUGACGGUGAGCGGUCGGGAGAUCGCCUUCCCCAUCGAGGCCUGCGUGACCAUGCUGCUGGAGUGUGGCAUGCAGGAGGAGGGCCUGUUCAGGGUGGCUCCCUCGGCCUCUAAGCUGAAGAAGCUCAAAGCUUCGCUGGACUGCGGAGUUCUGGACGUGCAGGAGUACUCUGCUGACCCACAUGCCAUUGCAGGGGCACUGAAGUCCUACCUACGUGAACUCCCAGAGCCUCUGAUGACCUUUGACCUUUACGACGAGUGGAUCCAGGCAUCCAAUAUUCAGGAUCAGGAUAAGAGACUGCAGGCUUUGCUGGCUGCAUGUGAAAAGCUUCCCCCAGACAACAGCAACAACUUCAGAUAUUUGAUCAAAUUUCUGGCCAAGCUGACGGAGUACCAGGACGCCAAUAAGAUGACGCCGGGUAACAUCGCCAUCGUGUUGGGGCCCAACCUCCUCUGGGCUCAGACUGAAGGGAACAUCACUGAGAUGAUGACCACUGUGUCCCUGCAGAUUGUGGGCAUCAUAGAGCCCAUCAUCCAGCAUGCAGACUGGUUCUUCCCUGGAGACAUCGAGUUCAACCUGACAGGGAACUACGGCAGCCCCGCCCACACCAACCACAACUCCAACUACAGCACCACGCCCUCCCCCGACAUGGACCACGCCGAUCGCAAGCAGCACGAGCAGGGCCGGCGCCCGCUCAGCGUCGCCACCGACAACAUGAUGCUGGAGUUCUACAAGAAGGACGGCAUUAGGAAGAUACACAGCAUGGGGGUGAGAGUGAUGGACACAUCCUGGGUCUCGCGAAGGGGCUCGUCCACCCUGGCCCGCAAGGCGUCCUCCACCCCCCCGAGCGUGGUGGCCCCCGCCAUUCCCGCCGACUCGCUCAUCCCCGAGCAGCCGGGCGAGCUGUCCGCCUCCCCCUCCCCCACACCCCCUCCCACAGGUGGGGACCGGGCCAGCUCGGAUGAUGUCUCGUCCCAUGGAUCGGACUCCUGUUACGUAUAUCCGUCCCCAGGGGAGACCAGGCCUCCGCCCCCUUACCCCACCUCCUCCUGCUACCCCUCCUCCCACCAUUUUUACCCCAAAGCCCCGCCCUGCCCGCGCCCCGUAGCCCCCGGUCCUGAGUCCGUGCCCCCCGGCGACUCCCCGCCGCCAGUCCGCUGGGCCGCCUCCAGCCCGCCCCUCCCACCCCCGUCCUCCUCGCCCCCUCCACAGCUGGACAUCAACUCCAACCCCAAGCCCAGCUGCCUGCACCUGCCCAAACCCGGCUCCCUCUGCGACGCGCCGCACGUGCCCCCGCCCGAAACCGUCAAACCCCCCGUGCUCAGCAGGCUUGACCCGUCCCUCGGGACCCCCCCUAACCUGCCCCCCUCCGCCCCCCCACCCUGGGGAGCCUGUGCCUGUAUCCGAGACAGAGGACCCAGGCUGACGAGCUCUUUGAAGAGUAAGGAGCUCUCUCCUAUGGUUGGGCACAAGGGCAUCCAGGUUCCGGCACCCACAGUGCCCCCUGCCAGCUGUCCACAAAACAGCAGCCAGGGACAACCCACUGAGCAAAGCCCUCACUCCCUGCGCAAAGUAUCUAAGAAGCUGGCCCCCAUCCCUCCCAAAGUUCCAUACGGGCAGUCGGGGGGCGUCUCGGACCAGUCCACGGGUCACCCGUCGCCCGUCAGCCUGUCCCCCACCCCCCCUAGCACGCCCUCCCCGUACGGACUCGGCUGUCCCCAGGGCUACGGUGCCAUGUCCUCGCCGGGGCAGCCCCCCCAGGGGACAGCCCACUCCCUGUCCUCCCCGCCCUCGCUGACGGGGACGCUCACCAAAUCCCGCCCCGCCCCCAAACCCAGACAGCGGCCCAGCCUGCCCCCGCCCCAGCCUCCCACCGCCCCGGGCCUCUCCGGCACCAGCCCCCAGCCCCUGGACCACACCCUGCUGGACUCCAUACCCCCCGGAGAGAGCAUGUCUACAGCAGCAGAUAUCUUUAGUCUGGAAAUACCCACCAUCAAUGUUGACUUAGACAGCCUCCUCGAUGAGUUCAGGGUCGCCCCCUGCAGGAAUUCUGUGGAAGUGACGGAUGCACCAGUGGGCAAGACUGAGCCUGAGGAGGAGUCUGAGAACACGUUACUAUGACAACAGAGCCCCAAUCCCUCCUGUUCGCGACCCCCCCCAUCUGUACAUAAGAGACUCUCAUCUGGGAUGAGUAACUAACAACACCCAUCUGGAACCAACUGGACCCAGGCCACUAUCCACUGCACACGAAAUGAAUUUCUCUACAGGUUAUACAUCUAUAUAAAUAUAUACAUGAAAAUGAACACAGAAAAUCAAGGACCAUCGGAGGCAGAUUCCAAAGUGAACACAUCAUCUGAAAUAUUGUGUGUGGUAUUGAUUUUGUUUCUUACUUACUGCCCUUUUUAUAGGCACAUUUUUCUUUUCUUUUCUUUUUAAUUUUGCCUUAUGAGAGUCUUUUAUGCCUUUUGCAGUUUUUUUGCCUUUAUCUGCUUCUACAGUGAGACACACAAGCUGCUUUCAGAAGAGCCACGCUGGCCCUUCUGUUUGGGCAGAGCCCAAAGGAACUACAGUUCCCAUCAUGCACUGCCUCAGCCUUUGCACUUAGUGCAUGCUCCAUGUCUCACCUUAGCCCCUGGUGCUUGGUAUUUGAGAUCAUCUCAGUGAUUCUUUCUGUUCGGACCACGUCAACGCAGGAAACCGCGUGUACAGUAGACUGCUAAAGCCGGGGUAACUGGAUCUGUUCUGUGAUGAGUGCAACUGCUGGAAUCUGCAAACUCCUCCCCAAGUUUCAGAGAUCUCCUGGAAUUAAGCAAAGUAAGGGAACAACCUCCUCAAAGAGUACGAGGGGCAGUGAAUCCAGGCUUGGAGCAUGGUGGCAUGAAUGUCUAUGGUAUCUGAGGAAUGUAUCAAAGAUCUCUCUAUUCUAGAUGAAGUAGAAUAUAAUAUCUUUGACUGUAUAUAGAAUGUGUUGGACUGAGUAUCUGUGGUAUGUGAGUAAUACGUCUGGCUGCAUCUGCUGGGCCUCAUGGACUUGAUUUGAAUGAACUGGGUAAAAACUCUGGGUUUAAAUGUUUGAAUCCCCACAGCUCCCAACAGCAGCCUCUCUCAGGUCUCGUUCUGCGGUUUCUGUGGAAAACCAGCUGUUGGGCUUUCCCCCUCUCCCUUCGCAGAGGCUACCUUUGGCAUUUCACUCGGCCCCGUUGUGUAUGAAUCUGAAAACCUCUGCAUGGAAACAGGAAGCUCUUCUUUGCAGGCACAGGAAGUGGCAGGGAUUGUGGGAGUUGCUGCUUUUCAUCUGUUGGACUGAUGCUGCAAUUUCCUGCCUGCAAACUGCACAUAGCAGCGCUCUGUAAAUGUUUGCCCUGUGGUGUUAAUCUGUCCUCUCAGACACUGCUGUAGCUGUGUGAUUUGUAUGGCUGACACACACACAUGUGCACACGCACACACACACACACACACACACACACACACUGCCGUGCCAAUCCUUUCACUGGGACACUUGCGUAUACUCUUUUUCCACUGCAGAGCUGGAACCAAACUAGCAUGAGCUGAUGAGCUGACCCGGUGCAGCAUGAUGGCUUGUACAUUGCGUUAACCGCGACUGGAGAUGCUGAUCGAGAUAUCUGCAUGGACAACAUCUGCAGUCCUGUCCCCCCCCCCCC